GUCGCCGCCGCCGCCGGCCCGGACUCGCCGGGAGCGCAGGGAUCUGCCCGGCUGCGCACCGCGCGCGCUCGGAGGCUCGGGCGCCGGCCGCUGAGCCCUCCAGCCCCGCUCCUCGCUCCAGCCCGCACGGUCCCGGGGGCGCGAAGCCACCAUGCAGCUGCAGUUCCGGAGCUGGAUGCUGGCUGCGCUCACGCUGCUGGUGGUCUGCCUCAUCUUCGCAGACAUCUCGGAGAUCGAAGAAGAAAUCGGGAAUUCUGGAGGCAGAGGUGCAAUCAGAUCGGCUGUGAACAGCUUACAUAGCAAAUCUAAUAGAGCUGAAGGUGUAAUAAAUGGCUCCUCACCACCAGCUGUUGUUGACAGAAGCAACGAGAGCAUUAAACACAACAUCCAGCCGGCCUCAGCCGCGUGGAGGCACAACCAGACGCUGUCUCUGAGGAUCAGGAAACAAAUCUUAAAGUUCUUGGAUGCUGAGAAGGAUAUUUCCGUCCUCAAGGGGACCCUGAAGCCUGGAGACAUUAUUCAUUACAUCUUCGACCGAGACAGCACGAUGAAUGUGUCCCAGAACCUGUACGAGCUCCUGCCCAGGACCUCGCCGCUGAAGAACAAGCACUUCCAGACCUGUGCCAUCGUGGGCAACUCGGGGGUCCUGCUCAACAGCGGCUGCGGGCCGGAGAUCGACACGCACAGCUUCGUCAUAAGGUGCAACCUGGCGCCGGUGCAGGAGUACGCCCGGGACGUGGGGCUCAAGACAGACCUGGUGACCAUGAACCCUUCGGUCAUCCAGCGUGCCUUCGAGGACCUGGUCAACGCCACGUGGCGGGAGAAGCUGCUCCAGCGGCUGCACAGCCUCAACGGCAGCAUCCUGUGGAUCCCCGCCUUCAUGGCCAGGGGCGGCAAGGAGCGUGUGGAGUGGGUCAACGAGCUCAUCCUGAAGCACCGCGUCAACGUGCGGACUGCCUACCCGUCUCUGCGCCUGCUGCACGCCGUCCGCGGAUACUGGCUGACCAACAAGGUGCACAUCAAAAGACCCACCACCGGCCUCCUGAUGUACACCCUGGCCACGCGCUUCUGCAACCAGAUCUACCUCUACGGCUUCUGGCCCUUCCCGCUGGAUCAGAACCAGAACCCCGUCAAGUACCACUACUACGACAGCCUCAAGUACGGCUACACCUCCCAGGCCAGCCCCCACACCAUGCCCUUGGAGUUCAAGGCCCUCAAGAGCCUGCACGAGCAGGGUGCUUUGAAACUGACUGUCGGCCAGUGCGACGGAGCUACGUAAGCAGGCACCCGGCGGACUCAGUGGCUCACAUUUCCUGCCAGCUACACCACGGGCAGAUGGGAGUCGGGGUGGCACAAACUCUAGAACAAGCAGGCUAGUGGUUUUCUUUGUUAAAGUGUAAAACAGUGACCAGAAUAUAUAUAUCUAUACCUGCAUAUAUAUAUUGACCUGAGUAUUUAUAACUGUGUGGUGUUCAUCUAGCAUUAGGCAGAUAAGCCACAAGAAGAAGGUAUGGAGAACCCACCAGAAUGGAGACCCGGUCCAUCUUUGGGGGCGAAAGGAUUCGACGUGGAAAGAAGCCAGUCCCAUGACUUUGGAUGACAAACUGCCUCCCGGGUUGGAGGGAUCUUUGGGCUCAUGGAUGAGUGGAACUGCCUGGAGCCUCUGAGACAUGUGGGUUCUGGGUGAGCCAAGACCCAGAGGGGACAAUGUGACCCAAGUCUAAACGGUGCUGUUCACGGGGGAGAGGGAGGUCGGAGCGAUCAGCUGGGCGAAGGAGCACACGGACGCCGAGAAGCAGGGGCCACGUCCCAGCUGAAGGCCUUCCCGCGAACGCAGAGUUUCAGUGCUCGAGGGAUGAACCGCAGGUAUGGAGAGAAGGCGGGAGAAGACACGGCGGACAGUUUAUGCUCUGGCUUAGCACGAACCACCACAAACCUGGGACGGAGCAGGCAGACGACAGUGAAGAGUGUGACAAAUUGUGCUUUUGAAAAAUUGCAACCUGCCGCUAAGGGUCGGCAUUCCCACCCCGGAACAGACAGGAGAGGGUCCGAAAUAUUGCUGUAGUGGGUGUUCUCUAAAGCACCUUGAGUCCACCCAGGAGGAAGGGACCAGGGAUGUCAUCCCCAGAGUUAGCCUCCUGCCCGGCCUGUUAGAAUGUCACAUGAGGGACUGUACUGUCCCCUCCCGCCUCCGGGGAAGCUCCCGCGAGAGCUCGAAAAGGCCCCGCAAAGACAAAUGCCAGCCUUUUUAAAAUACGUGGUUGCCUUUCUGGGUGCCUCCAGCGCCCCCGACUGGGAGACCUGGAAGAAUGUGUAGUAUUCGGCAUAAUCCGUUUCUCUGCAGACACUCUCUCUGUUUGCCUCCUGCUCGGGCACACCAGGGGCCUCUCUGGCAGACGGCGCUGUCAGUGUCACUUCUGGUCCCUCUCCCAUCCUGAUGGUCACACCGGCCGGCACUGAGCGCCAACACUGAGGUUUUCUCCUCUGCGGGGAAUGGGGCCACCUCCACUCCCUUUCGCCCCAGAGGCAAUGAUUGUAGAAUUUUGCAAAAUCCAUUUUCCCUUUGUUAAGAUAAAGAGUUAAGACUUAAAAAACACACACCAAAAAAAACCCAAAGCACAUGCAGUCUCUAAAUACUGGACAUAAACUCCCUGGGGGAAACCUGGGCUCGGUGCCUGUGACUUGGGGCUGGAACCACAGGUCACGUAGAGACCAGCGUUCGCCGGCUUGGUUUGUUAGAUGUGUUUUCUUGUCUGAUAAAUGCGUCUUUUACAACGAAUUUGAAAGAUGAGUCAAAAACCAUUAUCUGGAAGGUGAAGGGAGUUGAGGAAAGUAAUCAAGACCUGCUCCCCAGCACAGGAGCGCGGACAUGAUGCAUCAAUGGCAGUUCGGAACAGGCCACUUGCUUCUAAUUAAUGGCUGACAGGAAGCCAGGGGAGGACAGUCCUAUCCAUUAACCCCCUACGCCGCACGCUCCACCUCUAAGCCGCAACUGUGAUUCUACGACUCUGCAUUCCUUUCCUUGUUGUUCUUGUGGGUGCGCGAAGCCGAGACUUGGGCUUUGCGUUAUGAAGUGGAUAUGUCAGGACGCACCAGCCCUAGCAGCCUCGGUGGGCAGUGAGCGGUGUGGACUCGUCAGGAGAAGUGGAGAUAAUUAGCAUCGGACUUCACACUUCUGCAAGGCCUUUUAUCGGGAGGCUCUUCGAGGCCCUGGGAGAAGCUUAACUUCUGAAGCUUGCAGAGCCGUGGGGAAUGGGCAGGACUGCCAGCAGGGCCUGCGUGGGUGAGCCAAGGUCUUGGGUUCUAGAACAUUUCAGUGGAGAGCCGUGAUGUCAGGUCCUGGAGCUGGCUCUGAGCUCCGUCCACCCGCCAGCACCCCUCCCUGGGGAGUGUAGGGGCCCGAGCACUUAGAAAAGCCUGGUUUUCUUCCUGUCCCUUCCUGGUUCCUGAAGCUGACAUGAUGCAAGUUGAAGUGGAAAUGCCCUUACAACCUGCCUCGGGCUCCCUCCAGAGAAAGGCUGCGGGCCCAGGACCACUCACAUGUGCCCAUCCUCCUCUCCUCGUCCUGCAUCUGGGCACUCACUGUCAGGGGCAGCCCUCCCUCCCCUGUCCCUUUAGAGCUCAGCUUGCGCGAGAUUCCACUGAAGCCUCCAGCAUAAGCAGCUAGCAGGAGUCCUGGCCUGUCCCCCGAUCUACUGUCUUGUGAUGGCAGUGGACACAGCCACCCGGACCCCUUCAGUCAGCUCCUGUGGACCCCCAGGCAAUCCACCCUGAAGCCCCGCAGACCUCCAUUUCCCUCAAGUUCCCCGAAUGACCCCCCUUGUCUGCCUCCUCCUUCGCUAAAGAAAUGGAGCCGCUGGAGUGAGGUCCCCCAUGACACGCUCCCUGAUACCCUAGCCACUCCUCUGUGGCCUCCAUCCUCUCUGCCCACCAACACAUGCUCAUUCUACCCAUCCUGGCUCCCAUGGCCUCUUCCCUCACCUUCCCUUCACCCCCCGCCUGGGAAGGGGCCUCCAGGCUUACACUGCCUUUCCUCCCGACACCCCCUCGGCCUCCAUGCCCCUGGCACCACCCACGAUGCCCAUCGAAAGGCCCUUUCUUGCCACCAGCCCUCCAGGGACCCCUCCUGGACACUCCCUUUCCUCUAAUUUCUGGGACCACGCGUUCCUGUGGUUUUUCUCCUCCCUUCCCAAUGCCGCUCUGGCCCUUAUUUAUGUAUUUAUUUAUUUAUGUAUUUAUGAUUUAUUUAUUGACGCCCUUAACCGAAAAAGGAGCUGAGGUGGACCUGACCAUGAUUCCCCUCUCUCCUCCUUGCCCGCAACAUAGACGUCCCCCCUCUCCUUACCUCCCUGCACCUCCAUCAGCAACCUGCGCCCCCCUGUGGGUCCGCCCUCCGCACGUCCCUGCAGCCCAGCCCCUCCCGGGUCCCAGGCCUGGACUGCACAUUCCUGUUGGACAUUCACCCUGUCUGCUCUGGCAGCGCCAUGAACGCAACACAGGAAGCCAGGUUGGUUAUCUCUGCCUCCCUUUCCUCCACGGCCCCUCCUUUUUCAGUUCGAAGACCCGCGAGCCUCUCAACCACCCAGUUCGGAGACACUAGAAGCAUCUUCGACUCCUCCCCAUCCUUGCCGCUCCUUCCCACCAGCACUGCCCUGGCCUCCGGGUCGCGUGGGCAGUUUCAGCAGCAGCCUCCCCUCCGAGGGCUCCUGGGCACGCGUGCACCUUCUCCAGUGCGUCCUCAACAUGCACAGCGAUCUUUAUCUCCAGCCACACACACGCUUUUAAAAGUGACGUACAAGUCUUCAUGCUGACAUUACAGAUCGCCCAACGAGGCCCGUCUUCCUUUGCAUCCGGCACCCAUUGUCAUUCCUGGAAGGGGUGCCCGGCUUUCCUGUCUCUGUGCCUUCGGACUUGCCGUUCUCAUCUCCUGGAAUGUCCGCGCCUCCUGGAACGCUCUCUUCUGUUUCCUUCAAGGACCAUGCAGAAACCACGUCUUCCAUGAAGCCCUCCCCGAUCUACCAACCGCUGGGGUCGCUCCCGCCGCUGAACCACCGUAGCACUUUAUUUGUACCUUUCUCAUGGCACUGACCAUAGUCUGCCUUGUACUAUAGUUCCUGUGCACUUGUCCUUUGACCGUUUCUAGACUGUAAGCUCGCCGAGGGCAGGGCCUGUGUUUUAUUCAUGUGUCCAUCACGGCACCAGGAGUGGUGCAUAGCACACAGCAGUUGCUCAAUAAAUGUUUGUUGGAUUAAA
Molecule: messenger RNA, 5253 nt
Organism: Myotis myotis
Lineage: Eukaryota; Metazoa; Chordata; Mammalia; Chiroptera; Vespertilionidae
Gene: ST8SIA2
Product: ST8 alpha-N-acetyl-neuraminide alpha-2,8-sialyltransferase 2
Exons: 6
Coding region: 152-1279 (375 amino acids)
Biological process (GO): oligosaccharide metabolic process; N-glycan processing
Molecular function (GO): alpha-N-acetylneuraminate alpha-2,8-sialyltransferase activity
Source: RefSeq, a predicted model, not a curated record